GGACUUAGUGGGCAAGUUGCCACACGAGGCCCUCAGAUAACGCAAUCACAAUCAACUCCAUUUACCGGAGUCAAAACUUCUGGAAAAUGGACGUUUAAUCGGCAGUCAGAUGCUAAUCAAAUUGGGAUAAUAAACACAUCAUCGUCGGCAGGAGCUUCUGCUAUUCAUACUAGAGGGGGAAAAUGUCACUUGGCUGAUUCCAGUUCACUUGGCUCGUCAGAACAGCAAUUAUCUGUAUCAACUCUAUCCGAAAAUCUGCCGUCGGUACUUGAUGAAACAGUGAACAAUCUGGUGAUAAAAACACCAACUCUUCUUAGCAAAUCAGGGGAAAAAAAUACCGAGACCAGCAAUCAGAUCAUGCCAGAGACCCUUGAAGAAGUAGACUAUAUGAGCACUAGCAGCCAAACAAGUAGCAGUUGCAGCCUGGUUCUUGAUGAUUCGAGGAUGACAAGCUUAAAUUAUUCUUUCUUGGAGGGCUGGCGCCAACGAAAAAAGCACUUCAGACAGACACGGCAGGGUGAUAAGGUAAUCCAAGUGGCGCAGCCUAGGCUGGAAUCGAGUGUGGAAUUGGGGGAAACAGUCGUGGCUCCGAAGAAUUCUCCUUGUGCCACAUCCAGAAUUUCAAAAGAAACAUCUUCAUUUCUAGCAUCUACCACUACGUGUUCUUUUCAAGAGAAUGCCAAUCUUGCCGAAUCCGUGAAUCAUGGCUCAACUGAAGAACCCCGAACUCCUAUCCAGCCUCGUGAGUUCCUCGUUCAUAAGCUAAUUCUGGCCGCAGCAUCGCCCGUUUUUGAGGCCAUGUUUUACGGUCCACUAGCUGCUGCUUCCUCUUCUUCCUAUACCACAUACAAGUCUUCAAUAAGCACUCUGCAGUCAAAUGGAAGACAAAAUUUAUCAGUUCAGGGCCAAACACUCAGUUCGCAGGAAAAUGAGCUUCUUUUACUCGAAGUUCCUGACGUCCAUCCUAUGGUGAGUAGUUUGAAUAAUUAA
Protopolystoma xenopodis is the source of this 990-nucleotide messenger RNA. The record is from the annotation of a GenBank genome assembly. NCBI's taxonomy places the organism in Eukaryota, Metazoa, Platyhelminthes, Monogenea, Polystomatidea, Polystomatidae.